This is a messenger RNA of Cannabis sativa, 1419 nucleotides long. RefSeq names its product auxin-responsive protein SAUR36. The transcript has a single exon. Gene Ontology annotation, biological process: response to auxin. The record is from RefSeq and is a predicted model, not a curated record. The coding region runs from base 576 to 1079 and encodes 167 amino acids. Lineage: Eukaryota; Viridiplantae; Streptophyta; Magnoliopsida; Rosales; Cannabaceae.
UCUCUCUUUCUCUGUGUUUCUAUUUAAACACUCGCGUGGUCGACCAAUCUCCGAAGAAUAAAGAUUUCCACUUGCUCUCUUUCUCUCUAUUCGCCCAAUUUGACUCUCUCAAAAUUCUUAUCUUCCUUUGGGCUUUUUAUUCUUCGGUCGAUUCACCAAAACCCCUUUAUAUAUAACCAAUCAACACAUACAAACACACCUAAAGAAGACAACUACUUUCUCUACUCUUUCGCCACCACUCUCCGGCGAUAUCAAAAGAGAUAUUACAGAGAGAAGCAGACUCUGUUUUACAUCUUUUUGAUGAAGUUAAGCUAUUGCAGCCAUUGGAAUAGUCAGCUUGAAGACGAGUAAUAUGUCAAAUAUACCAGAUUUUCUCUCUGAAGGCUGCUUAACUCUCUUUCGUCUUACCAUGUCCGAAGCUGAUCCUUGGCCAUUUUCUUGAGACAACAGACUAUUCCACCAAAAACUCAUUAUUUUUUCACCCAACAGAUUGUAAAACCAAAACAAUAUCACCCAUCUCUUCCUUUCUAGCCUUCUCUGUUUUUUUUUUCUUUUUCACUCUCGAAAUAAAAGUUAUGGCGAAAAUACGCGGCUUCAAGCUCGGGAAACGAUUUUUUCGUGUCACAAGAUGGGUCCUCCGGAAAACCCGUAUUCGAACCGGGUACCAGCGAUUGAGCUUGGCUUCGUCAACUUACAAGUCCAAGCCCAUUUCGAAACUCAUCAAUUGGGGUCGUCGCCUCACGAAAGGAGCUAAAUCUCUUUGUAGCUCCAAACCCGGGUCGGAUUAUGUUCAGUUGGGUCACGAACCGUUUUUGAAGAAACAAACGGAGGUUCCGAAGGGCCACCUGGCGGUUUACGUGCGCCAAGAAGACGGAGACUUUAGCAGAGUAUUGGUUCCUGUGAUUUACUUUAACCAUCCCCUGUUUGGCCAGCUUUUGAGAGAGGCAGAGAAAGAGUAUGGGUUUCAACACGACGGUGGAAUCACCAUCCCUUGUCGGAUCUCCGAGUUCGAGCAAGUCAAAACCCGGAUCGCCGCCGGCUCUGGUGGCCGGAAGCUUACGUGGAAGCGCCAUUAUUGAUCGUGGUUUUUACUCAAAUGGCCGUGACGAUGAAUGAAUGAUAGUUACCAUUAGAAUUCUCUAUUGAUGAUGAUGAUGAUGAAAAUGAUGUUUAUAAUUUUUGAUUAGUUAGUGGAUUUUCUUUUUAAUAUAUAUCUAUUUUAACUUUUUUUUUACCUUUAUAAUACUUGCCGUAUUGGAUUUUUAGAUGUAUAUAUAGUUAAAAAAGAAAAAUGAUAUAUGUUUUCACUGGUUGAUUAUGAUAGUCAUUAUAUAUGUUUAAGAUAAUAUUAGUGAUGUAAUUAGCUGUUUUUCUUAUGACAAGGACGAUGAUUAUCUUUAAUAUGUUAAUCAUUCAUAA